Kwoniella botswanensis is the source of this 252-nucleotide messenger RNA. RefSeq lists its product as uncharacterized. The record is from RefSeq and is a predicted model, not a curated record. Bases 1 to 252 code for a protein of 83 amino acids. The transcript is spliced from 3 exons. Gene Ontology annotation, biological process: protein N-linked glycosylation. NCBI's taxonomy places the organism in Eukaryota, Fungi, Basidiomycota, Tremellomycetes, Tremellales, Cryptococcaceae.
AUGUCGGAAACGUACGCUUCGAUAAAGACCCUUCAUUCGAGUCUCCCCUCAUUCCAACCAUCUAUAUCCACAUCACUACUUCCAAGUAUAGCCCUGAUAUCCCUCUUGGCUUUCUUCGCUUUGACUUUCCUGUUCACAACGUUACCGAAAUCCAAAGUACCCAUUCCUGAAAUAACGACUGCGCUGCUGGCAUCUGCUCUUGCUGGCGGUGGAGUAGUAGCGUUAUUUUGCACGUUGGGCGUAUAUGUGUGA